Pseudocercospora fijiensis CIRAD86 is the source of this 1828-nucleotide messenger RNA. RefSeq lists its product as uncharacterized. The transcript has a single exon. The record is from RefSeq and is a predicted model, not a curated record. Lineage: Eukaryota; Fungi; Ascomycota; Dothideomycetes; Mycosphaerellales; Mycosphaerellaceae. Gene Ontology annotation, molecular function: heme binding; iron ion binding; monooxygenase activity. The coding region runs from base 1 to 1686 and encodes 561 amino acids.
AUGGAGUUCCCGUCCAUUCUCCAGACUUGCUUCCAUUACAUUGGGAGGCUCUUGCUUCAUCCCUAUGCAUUCUACAUUUACUACUCCAUCGCAGCAUUGCUGGCUCUCAUCCUCGCCGUCGUGGCAAUCUUCGUCAUCCAAGUCUCAAUUCGAAUUUCGCGAGAACGACAAGACAUUGCAUGGGCCGGUCUCCAGAACAAGAGAAUCUUUCCCAAACUUCGUGCCUGCCUCCGAGAGCUCAGCGCUGGUCGAGGGCCCGUCAAUGAAGGCUACGACAAGUACAGCAGGUAUGGACUGCCAUUCAUCACUCCGGCUCUGCGUUGGAGCGCUAUCGUGCUCCCACCAUCCAGCUCCGCUUGGGUAGCCCAACAGCCCGAAUCCGUUCUCAGCGGGAACAAGAAUUUGAAAGACGUGAUGGGACCUGAAUGGCUUUUACAUGGGCCCAACGCCGAUUCGGUCCUGGAUUUCUCGGUCAUCCGUCGCGACCUCACAAGACAAAUCACCAGGCUGAGCGACCAGGUUCUGGAAGAGAUUCAGCAUGCCUUUGACGAGAAGCUGCGAUUUGACGGCGAGGAAUGGAAUGACUUUUCUGCCACCAAGCUCCUCAGUUGUGUCUCUUUCCGCGCUGCCAACCGCAUUUUUGUCGGCUUGCCUUUGUGUCGCGACGCUGGGUACGAAAAAGACGUGAUGCGAUGGACCUCGUGCUUCGGCAUAUCGACUAUCAUCAUGGCUUUCCUGAUUCCAAAAGUGCUGCAGCCGAGUCUGAUGCCGAUGGUAUCGGUACCAGCGAGGUUAAUGCAGUGGUGGGCCACGCGGCAUUUGCGACCAAAGAUUAGGGAAAGACUCGCAACGCUGGAAGCUCGAGGCCAAGCCAACGGGAAAAUGCUGGCCGAAGAUGAGAAGCCGAAUGACAUGCUGCAAUGGAUCAUCGACACCAAUUGCCAGAAACAAGACCCACGGGAGUUAGAACCAGCUAACAUUGCUGGUAAAUUGAUCUUGUUCAACAUCUUUGCUACCGCAACAACGUCGACGAUGGCCGGAGUCGUACUAACGGAUAUACUCGCAUACGAGAACGCAUCAGAUCUACUCUCAGAGCUUCGCGAGGAGGCCGAGCAUUAUAUGCCGCUUGUGGAGCACGAUGCAACUGCUAUUCGAUCCAUGACAAAACUUGACUCGGUGAUUCGCGAAAGCUUGCGAUUCAAUCCCAUGGGAGCGCAGGGCAUGGCUCGGGAAGUUGUAGCGCCCGGUGGCGUGACGACACCGGAUGGGCUCUAUCUCACCCAGGGCUCCCAUAUCCAGUGCACCAUAGGUCCUAUGCAACGGGACGUGGACCUCUUCGGAUCGAGCGCGGAUGAAUAUGAUCCGCUACGCCAUCAUCGCCAAGCACAAGACAAUGGGCUGCCAGAGGACGAGAGCGUGGCAGAAGCCGGAAAGCGAAAAGGCGCCGUGCAGAUCAAUUCUCAAUUCCUCUCCUGGGGCCUAGGCAGACACGCUUGCCCUGGUCGCUUCUUCGCCGUGCACACCAUGAAGCUGAUGCUGGGUUAUCUCCUUGUGCAUCACGAUAUACAACCUUUUGAGAAGAAGCCAGAACUCUUUGAGAUUGGAGAAGCGAGAGUGCCCAGCGAUAAGCAGAUGAUCAGAGUCAAGCGUCGACUAGUUCCAGGAAUAGAGAAGCCUCCUGGGUGAUGGAGCUGAGUGAAGGUGUCCACUGACCGAGAGAUCUCGCCACUCCGCCGAGAUGGCAGAAAGGAGCGCACGCAUAAUAAAUAGCACUCCCCUCAAGUUCUUCCAAACUCCUGCCUGUGCUCAAACGGGCGCAGCAACAAUG